Molecule: messenger RNA, 2976 nt
Organism: Punica granatum (pomegranate)
Lineage: Eukaryota; Viridiplantae; Streptophyta; Magnoliopsida; Myrtales; Lythraceae
Source: RefSeq, a predicted model, not a curated record
UCUCUCUCUCUUUCCCUGAUUGUCAUCUUCUUCUCAGCCAGUUGUUUUUCUCGCCACUCAUUCGUCCAUGUUUGAAAUACCCAAAGAUGGGUAGAUUCUCCCUCCCCAUCGUUCCGUGCCCGCGAUGAGUUCUAAGAACAGCAAAGCUCGUUCCUCUCUAGACUGACAGCGACACUCUGUCGUUGGCCCUUCAAAAAGUUCCCGUCUUUUAUUCCACAUUUCCGGAGGGUCUCCUUUAGUUUGACAUUCUCCCUCUCUCUAGAGCAUAGAACGCGUGACCCUCUUCUUGUUUCAGUUGGAGCGUUGUAUGCAACUCUCUGUCUCUGUUCCUGUCUCUGUCUCUGUCUCUCUCUGGGGUGGAAGGGUCUUUCUUUCCCAUUGGAAUCCGCUGCCGGACGGUAGCAAAGUUCCUUCCUUUAUCGGUUUCUUUGUAGAAAGGGAAGGAAAGACUUUGGGUUGGUUUGUGGCAUUGUUUGCUGCAGUGUAAGCUGAUGGCAUCAUCAUUUGCCAAUUUUCUCGUGUCGCCUCCAUUGGUGCCGGGCUCGGAAUUAGUUAGGCCUCGUUUCCGGGUCCUAGCUAGGAAUGCUCCUGGCGGAGCCGACCAGGCGGUCUCAUCGCUCGAGCCGGUCGCACUUAAUGGGACCCCUCCUGCUCCUACCCCGGUGGCGCAUAAGGAAGAAAGAAGUUUUGAGUCCGUGGUAGGAGGGAACGGGCGUUUCGGUCUGGCAUUCGAGGUCGAGGAGGAGAAGAGGAAGGAACAACCGAGAAGGUUCGAUGAUGGUAUGGGUGUGGAUAAGUUGGAGAUUCUGUGGGAUGAUGGGUAUGGGAGUGUGACCAUUAAGGAUUAUCUCGAUGCCUCUAAGGAGAUACUAAAGCCCGAUGGAGGCCCACCCCGAUGGUUUUGCCCAGUUGAGUGUGGUCAGCCCUUGAAGGAUUCUCCAGUCCUUUUGUUUUUGCCCGGUCUUGAUGGCAUGGGAAUGGGCCUCAUUUUGCACCAUAAAGCACUUGGGAGGGUCUUUGAGGUCCGAUGCUUGCAUAUUCCUGUUCAAGAUCGGACACCAUUUGAAGGACUCGUGAAGCUAGUCGAGGAGACUGUGAGACUAGAGCAUGCUAUUUCUCCAAAGAAGCCCAUCUAUCUGGUCGGGGAUUCCUUUGGAGGAUGCCUUGCUCUUGCUAUCGCUGCUCGUAACCCUUCCAUCGACUUGGUAGUAAUACUAGCCAAUCCAGCUACGUCAUUUGGGCAGUCGCAGCUGCAACCUCUGUUGCCUGUGUUGGAGGCUUUGCCCGAUGAGCUCCACUUCACCAUUCCCUAUCUCCUUAGCUUUGUAAUGGGUGAUCCCAUGAAGAUGGCAAUGGUCAACAUAGAUAAUAAAAUUCCCCCUAGACUUCAACUGGAACAGUUAUCAGGCAAUCUCACCGCUUUACUGCCCCGACUCUCUACGCUAAUUGACAUCAUACCCAAAGGAACUCUUCUCUGGAAACUCAAAUUGCUCAAGUCAGCUGCUUCUUAUGCUAAUUCUCGACUUCAUGCCAUCAGAGCAGAAGUUCUCGUGCUUGCUAGUGGGAAGGAUAACAUGAUUCCGAGUAGGGAAGAAGGUCAGCGGCUUGUAAAAUCAAUACGAAACUGUAGAGUUCGGCACUUUAAAGACAAUGGACAUACUCUCUUAAUGGAAGAAGGCAUUAACUUGCUGACAGUCAUUAAAGGUACUUGCACAUACCGGCGUUCAAGGAGGCACGAUUACAUCUCUGAUUUCCUGCCCCCCAGUAUGUGGGAAUUCAAAACCGGAUUCGAGCAGAUAAUCGGGCUAUUCCGUUAUGCUUGUAGUUCUAUACUCUACUCAACUUUAGAGGACGGGACGAUUGUGAAAGGUCUAUCUGGGGUCCCAUCAAAAGGUCCAGUGUUGUUAGUGGGUUAUCAUAUGUUAAUGGGCUUUGAGCUCUAUUCUCUGGUUGAAGAAUUUCUACGGGAGAAGAACGUUCUUGUGAGGGGUGUAGCCCAUCCGGAGCUGUUCAUGGGGAGCAUGGAAAGCCCAACUUCAGAAUUUUCCUUGCCCGAUUGGUUGAAAGUUUUUGGAGCUGUCCCUGUAACAGCGAGUAGCCUCUACAAAUUGCUCGCGACAAACUCUCAUGCUCUACUUUACCCUGGUGGUUCACGCGAGGCUCUCCAUUAUAAGGGUGAAGAGUACAAGGUUAUAUGGCCUGAUCAACCAGAAUUCGUGAGAAUGGCUGCUCGAUUUGGGGCCACUAUUGUACCAUUUGGAGCUAUUGGCGAGGACGACAUCGUAGAAUAUGUCCUUGAUUACAAUGAUAUGAUGAAGAUUCCUUUUCUUAAUGACUACAUCAGGGAAUUAACUCAGAAGACAAUAAGAGUGAGGGACAGUGGGAGUGGUGAAGUAGCUAACGAUCAGCUUUUCCUUCCGGGGAUUUUGCCAAAAGUACCGGGAAGGAUGUACUAUUUGUUCGGGAAGCCCAUUGAGAUUCGUGGAAGAGAGGAAAUACUCAUGGACAAGAAGAACGCCUCUGAGCUCUACUUCCAGAUAAAGUCCGAAGUCGAACGUAGCAUGGCUUAUUUGAUCAAGAAGCGAGAGGAGGAUCCUUACAGAAACAUAUUUGAUCGAGUCACUUAUCGGGUCCUCCAUUCUCCAAGCAAUGAGAUCCCAGGAUUCAAGCCAUGAACAAGGGUAACCCAUCGAAUAUACAAAUACUAAUUAGACAAGACAGCAUUUCUUUUGCAACAAGUAAACGGGCAUUCAUAGUGGAAAUAUGUAAAGGUUGUGGGUUGUACAUCAUUUUUACUGUAAUUUUGUCUUUAGAAAUGAGUCGCUCCCCGUAAAGCCUUUUACUCCAAUAGAUUUCCCGAUUUCUUUCUGUACUCUGUAUUUCUCGGAUUUUACAUAUAAGAUCGUUGAAGAUAACAAUGAUGUAAUCUUCGAAGUUGUAUCCCUUGAUAAAGCCAUAAUUCAUGCUUUAGUGCAA